AAAGCGGCGUGGUUGUUGAGUUUGUUAAAUUCGUCGGCUGCAAAAAUUUUCGUGUAGUUAUUCCAGGCGCAGUAAAGCAAAAUGAGCAAGGCGCAUCCUCCAGAGCUGAAGAAGUACAUGGACAAGAAGCUGUCGCUGAGGCUCAAUGGGAGUCGUGUCGUCACCGGGAUCCUGCGUGGUUUUGAUCCGUUCAUGAACCUCGUCCUCGAUGAGACUGUUGAGGAAACAAAGGGAGGAGAGAAACACAACAUUGGUAUGGUGGUUGUCAGGGGAAACAGCAUCGUCCUCCUCGAAAGCCAAGACAGAAUAGGCUGACACCAUGGACUUGGGUCUUCUUGCAGCCAUGCAUUACCAUUGUAUUCUUGUCAUUCACAUUGUUGCAUUACCUUGUCAAUAAACAUGCCAUAAAACUGA
Messenger RNA from Dermacentor silvarum, 414 nucleotides. It is a transcript of the gene SNRPG, whose product is annotated as probable small nuclear ribonucleoprotein G. The record is from RefSeq and is a predicted model, not a curated record. The coding region runs from base 82 to 315 and encodes 77 amino acids. Gene Ontology annotation, molecular function: RNA binding. The transcript has 4 exons. Gene Ontology annotation, biological process: spliceosomal snRNP assembly; mRNA splicing, via spliceosome. Gene Ontology annotation, cellular component: P granule; U5 snRNP; U1 snRNP. NCBI's taxonomy places the organism in Eukaryota, Metazoa, Arthropoda, Arachnida, Ixodida, Ixodidae.